Amoebophrya sp. A120 is the source of this 7601-nucleotide messenger RNA. The record is from the annotation of a GenBank genome assembly. Lineage: Eukaryota; Dinophyceae; Syndiniales; Amoebophryaceae.
GUUUGCAAACUACAAGAAAUUUACGCCUACAGUACUUACUCGUUGAAGAACGGGCUGAGUUGUAGAAGCAAGUGGAACUACUACAAGCGGAACCAGACUCGAGGAAAGGUAAGGACGGACUCUACUUACCUAGUUUAGUUUCAGGAUAUUGAUUCUGGACAAAUUCCUUGGCGCAGGGGUUCGUUACACUUGGAACUGAGUCCACCAGUUGCAAAUGGUGUGAUGCAGAGCUACUAAGAACAUCUUCAAACAAUCGCUUUAGAUACUCUUACUCUGAAAACCCUUAUUAAUUACAAUGAGGCAGCAGCGGUGUGGAAGGUUCUUGACGAAGCUCGUGGUCACGUUACGCAUGACAAACUGCAAAUGCUCUUGAUUUUUUCACAUCAAAAUUAAUCUGUAUGAUCAGGCACACACGGAGUUUUUUUUCCCCACUGGAGCAGCCCUCGCUGAAGAAGAAGACCGGGUGAAGGUGAAUUCCUUGAAAAAUCAAAAUGACGAAGCGUCUUCGAUCUUCGAUUCGUAUGCAUUGCAAAAGUAUAAUCGUACUAGUAGGAAUGCAAAUUUUUCCUGAAGAAAAAAUGGAAUUUGUAAUGCUGAAUGAGCUAAGAAACCAGAUCCAGAUUUGUCAUGCAUGGCUGCAAUUGCUACGUGUGUGAUACUUUUGCACAUGAUAGCUCGAGCGGGCCCGAGGCGGAAUCGUCGUCGGAAAAACCGCAAGCGUAGCAGCAAUAUCCACUGCAAAUAUAAUGUCUGGGUCUGGGAACUUGUGAUGCUGCCACAUGCGUCACGAACUGAUUCCAAUACGCAGCCACGCAUGAGAAAUUUCUGAGCGGUUAUUGUGUGCGCAGCCCGCAUGAAGACAAACCCCGUGUUUACAUGACAGAGGAUUGGCUUUGCCGCGAACGCUAUCCCACAACAUGCAUAUACAGAGUUCAGGGGUAUGCGAGUUCAGCAAUAUUACAUGUCUCACAGUGCUGUUCCAGACCCAGACAUAUUUGCAAUGCAUAAGUAAAGCUUCGGGUAAGAGGAACUGCCAGUACGGCGGGAAAAGAACGGGCGGGGGACGGAAGAACGGACGGGGCAAAAAUGGAAACAAGGCCGUUCCUGCGAGCACGGAAGCACAAACUGGAACCGAGCACCCGCUCGCCGACGAAGCGGAGAAGGAGCGCAGCGGCGGCCAUCAAGUCGGCACCUCCUCCUUUCCUUGCGCGCGGCGAUCAUCUACUUCUGUGGUUAUUGUAGCAGCCGACGCGCAGCAAAGUGCAAUCCAGCACGAAGAUGUUGAAGUUCUUUCGGCGCAGAACAAACAGCAAGAACACCGAGUCGCCCGCACGACUGUUCACAAACCUUCCACAAACUCUCUGCCAUGCAGAGCGAAGUUAUGGGAGUUCAUUCAGUUUGUGAUGCUAGAUAUUGGCAGCAGAAGAGAAAUAGAGACGCAGAGGCACGAGAAAAAAAACGCGUAGUUCUCAAUGACAGAAAUAUAAGAAUGGCACCAAAUACUACCGAAGCGCAAAUGUAGAUUUACUUUAUUCCACUGGUAAUGUAUGGGAUUGCUUUUCUGUAGAAUAACUCUCCGGCGGCCGAACAAAGGCAACAAGGGUGCCGGCAGCCCAAUAUCUGGUGGAAGUGGGGAUUUACUCGACGACCCGGGCUUGGCGAAUCAUGUGGAGCUUCCAGAGGAUUUGUCAGGGCGCAACGCGGCGCGACAGCAGGCGGGCGCGAGUAAAACGAGAAAGCGACGGCGGAGAAAACGGCGCAGCUCGUCUUCGUCUACGAACACCGCUUCGUCUUCUUCUACUGCUUCGAACGAUUAUAGCAAGGAAACCGUGGAUGACGAGAAAAGCGCCUCGACCGUUUUGGAGAAGGAGGCGACGGGAAAGAAGAAGGCUGCGGAAAUCAAGAACGACGAAAAGCACCAGCGCAUUGGCAGUGACAAGCACGGGAGAAGUUCUUCGACUUCUUCUAAAGGCGGUUGUUGGGUUUCAGAUGACCAGCACACCUGCGCGGAUCCGGACGCGAAGCAACCGGCACAGACACUGGCGGAAAAUCGCGAAACCUCCAGUGCUACUGCGUCUCCAUUUGAGUUUCUCAAAGAUGAGGUGGAAAAAGCUCCAUCGUCACACCCGGUGCUGCCCGACGAGGAAAGCAGCAGUGCCGGUUUUGCCCAGAAGGUGGAGGGACCGCCUGGGGAUGAGCAAGAGCGCGGCCACCGUACGACGGCGAGACACAACGAAAGCGGCGACGCAGUCGCCUCUGCUUUUGCCACCAAAGAAUGAAAGCGUCGUUGGUACACAGCAGCGCGCCGGGAGAACGGUUGGCGGUGUCGCGGAGCAAAAUGUCGGCCAGGCGAGAAAAGGCGGGGACGUUGCGCCAGGAAGCCAAGUUGAGAGCGUCGCCGCCGAGGCGGGCCGCCCGGUAUUGGGCUUAUCGCGCGAAGCCUCGGCGGGCCGAAGCCCGCCUGCCGGCACACAAGAGGCCGGCCAUGCGCCCGUGUUGCCGCCCACGACAAGUGAACAAAACGGCCUCGACCGGGAGGGCGGAGUGCCGGCGUUGAUGAGUGGAGAGGAAAAGUCCGUUUUUGUGGAAAAGGAAUCCCAAGGCCAUGUCGAAGAGAAACAACAAGAAACGCCGAAGCGACAGAAGAACAAGAGUGGAGGAGGGAGUAUCGGCUCAACCAUUUUAGGCGCCAGUACCCCGGGCGCACAACCAAAGGAAGACGCUAUGGGAGCUGCAGGCGGGUGGGGUCCGUCGAGUUGGGGUGGGAUGAGAUUUGUGUUCUUGUGGUCGGUGCUGCUUAAUAAGCGGCACCCACCCGCCGGCUGGGCGGGUGGAAAGUAAUCUUAAUUUGUUACCCCGCUCGAGAAUUUUAUUUUGCAGCGCGAAUGCAGCAGGACGGCCAUAGAAAGCAACGGUCUCUGCAGGACGCGCCUGAGCAAAUAAGUAAAUGAGGACAAAUAAAUCCGGACUCCGGCAUAAAACUUGUGUGGCCUUCCGCCCUGUGACUGUGUCUGUGCGAAUAUUACAGGUUGUACUACAGGAAUCUCAACUGCACUCUUAGAUCUCAACGUUGAGACCUCACAGCUCAACGUUGAGAAAUAUAUCGCAACGGCCGGCACACGAAAUCGAUGCCGCCUGCUCCACUGGUUUAGGGUUUCGGGUUUGGCGGGUUUGGGGUUUAGGGUCGUCGGGUGCCCUGCCCGGCGAUUCUCUUCUUUCGUCCUUGUGUUGUGCCAUCCCGGCGCGCGUGCUCCCGCUGCGCCUUGUGCUUUUCUAAUUCAUUGCGUGGCCCUCCUUUCCUGUCCGGUCUGCUGCUCUGCUUUUUCCAUGGGGCGGCCGCCUUUUGCGCCGGUGAGUUCUUGGCCGUGUUUUUCGUUGAGACCAGUCGUUGAGGUCAUCGGAAAGUCGUUGAGGCCUAUCAGGCCGUUGAGAUGCACUCGUUGAGACGGAUUCGCGUUUUUACAAGAGUGAUUUCGCAAGUUUUCGCUCGUGUUUUAACAUAAGGCCGUGCAUAGUAUUGAGAUGAAACCGUUGAGAUUCCUGUAUAACAACCUAUAUUAUAUAUCAAAACAACCCACCCGGCAGGGAUUUGGGGUAGUUUCGUUUCAGCCCCCCAGCCAUUUUUUGUGUGGUUGCCUGCACCCACUGCAGAAGUUGCCAGAAGGCAGGCCCAGAGGCAUUCGGGCCGAGCAGCAAGGGGCGCAAAGUGUGAUCUGCAGUGGACGACCAUGAAUGCCAUUCCCAAACCCAAUGACUUUGCUUACGGAAGCAGUGCAGGCACCGGAGGUUGCGGCCAGUCUUCAGCAUGUAGCCUAGUGUAGUUCUGGUGCCUUGCUGUGUUUUUGAGGUUUGACACACACCUGGCCAAUGCGUGUGGCGGGCGGCCCGUGUCGCGAAACGAGGCCUGCCUGAAAAUUCGCGAGCGCCCACAGCCCCGCCGCAAAUUGCUCCUCCGUGGCCAGCGCAUUGUUUUUUUGGGGGCAUAAAAAGGGCGCAGCGUGUUGCCAUUUCGAAAAGAUAAAGAGGUUGGCCUGCGGCAGGCGGUUGGGAGUUCCGCCGAGAUAGCAUGCGCGCGCCGUUUCAGCAACAGGAAUGUAUGAAACGGCCCGGCGCCGCGGAGGACUCACGAAAAAGAAAAAAAGCUACAUGGCUAACAAGCUGGCAAGCACAUGCUAGGUGCCCUGCGCCGCUCCAGGGUGGGAAGGCCCAUCCCGACCGACUUGGCAACAACAGUUCAGGGCGGGGCGGGGGUUGAAGCUUUCGCCCCCAGGGCGAAAGCUUUCGCGUACACCGGGAGUGGCGGCCGCGAGCCUGAUCAACAAAAAUGAAAGGCAAGGGCGCGGCCUGGGGCUCGAAGUAUUGGGCUCCCCAAAUGUUGCUAGCUGCCUGCGAUGUUCCGUCAGCUGCAACGAAAGGCCGUGGGGCGCCUGGGCUCACGGGGCUGAGUCGCCUCGACAGUCUAUGAAACUACGCGCGCGCGGACGGCCCCUCUUUGUUGGGUUGCCUGUGUUACUUUUUCGAAAACGUGUUGCGCGCGCUUCCGCCUGUACUUGUUUGCGCAGUCAGACAGCCAUGGCGCCGCUUCUUUGCCCGGUGGGGGUGGGGCCCCGUUGAAGCUCAACGGGGCCAGGAGGUGGAAGGAGAGUGAGAGGACGGGCGGACAACUCGCCCGGCGUGGCCCCUCGCCGUAGAAGGGGCCACUGGCUUGGCUACGUUCUCACUCGAUGUGGUUGGCAGCCGCCAUCCUUUCGAGCUAUGCAGGACAAAUCCCCCCCCGACUAAUUCCGAACAGCACCCAGCCGACCUCUGCAUAACCAAAAAAAAGAGUGUGGCAGCAGCCGCACUUAUCGAGAGGAAGAUACGCCCGAUGUAUGUGUAUGACAAGGAUCGCGGCCUAGAGAACCUGGGUAGGUCAGUCUAUGCAAACCACGUCCAAUGUCUUGCGAAUCCGCUUUUUGAGCCGGCCUCAGUAACAAUAUUGGAAGCCAUGUGGUGCCCAAUUCAACCGGGCGCCACAUUGCUUCCGAAACAGGCGGGAAGAAGGGUGGCGCAUCACUUCGUCCGGGCGCAGUGGUGGGUGAACGACGCGGCACGUCCGGCCAAACCGUUUGGUUCUCACCUCUUGCGCAAAGUCUUCGGCGAGAGCAAAAGCUCUCCCAGCUACAAAUGGAGGCGGCAGCAAGUUGCGCACUAUGAAUGGGCGGGAGGUGGGUACCUUAUCGAGUUCGAGCAAGAGCCUCCGUCUCCUCCUAUACCCUUGCGCGUACGCGAUAGAAUUGAACAAGGACCGCAGUCAACCUAUUGCGUCGAGACCAACUGGGGGGAGGGACCAAGGGAGCCAUUUAGCGAGGGUUCUGUCGCCUUUGCUGCCGGUUUAGACAGGCUGGCCUUUGAGAACGAAAUCCUAGGCAUCCCGCCUGUCGGGGCCAAUCUUCUCCCUCCAGCAUACCGCCAACCAAAAAACGCCUUCCAAGAAAUCUACCCCGAGCACUCGACGGCAGUUGGAAUAGAUAGGAAUUUACCCCGAGCACCUGGACAAGAAACCGCCGAAGACGUUUAUGGUCCGUUGGGAUUGCCAGGACUUUCCGGAGAGAACGCAAAGAAUUGCCAGGACUUCACUGGUGCCGUGCUAAACCUCUUUAAAGAACCCCUCGGGAAGGCCUUUGAAUUUCAUUAUAAGGAAGGGGUCGGCAUCCGUGACUCUGGGACAUAUGAGAACAGGGAAGCUCAGCCCCUUGCCAACAAAAAAUUGUGGCAUUUUUAUAAGACUGUUGUUAGGCCGAACAAUAGGUCUCUCCAUCAAAGGUAGAAGUAUAUUGGCGCAACACGUUGAAACUAUGGGCACAAGGAUGAAGAGGCCAGCCCUCUUAUCCGCCUUGUGCAUAGGGAUCAUAGCUUUAAGCAAGCGCCAUUUUUCAUUUUGUUUUUCGCUUUCUUAGGGCCGUCUUCACUUACAGUGCGGCCAAAUAACAUUGGCCGAUAAAGGUUGAAUUGUUGAGCGAGUGGCAAAAAAGCUAUACCCCCCUCCUUGUUUUUGUUAAUGGCAUUUAGCAUCGGUUUUGUUAAUGGCAUUUAGCAUCGGUUUACUACGUUGAAAUAAAGGACACAGACAAAAUUUUAAAAUUUUGCUAGAACGAAUUCAGAAUUAUUUUAUGCUGCAGCUGCGCCGUCGGUUUGUCCACGGGACUGAGUGCGCAGGUACAGGUAACGGGUACAGGUAAGUGGAGUGGAGGCAGGUACAGGUAAGCGGGGACGCACAGCACCACCAGCGGCUGGUUGUUUUUCUGAAUUUUUCUGAAUAUGCAUUUGAAAUAGCUAGAUUAAAAAUGUUUUUUUUGCAGGCGCUUUUCAUGCAUAUGCAUUUUAAUUUUUAAACAAUACGUGGUAAAACUAGAAAGGUAGAUGCUAAAGUAUUCUAGAACCCGAAAUGUAAGUAAUUUAGCCUGCAGCUAAGGGAGCCAGUUCAGAUAGUCCGAAGCGAAGGGUCCAGCUCUUUUCUGGCACCAGAUCCGGAAGCAAUUGCGAGCGGUACUGGGCACCGGAGUGCUCAUGUUGCACCAUCUAGGAACGACUAUGACACCCACCUACUGGCAGCCCUCCUCUAGCCAUUCUGAUUCAUGCAAAAGAACGCAAAAUUAUGACUCUAAACACCUAUCUUUGAAAAAUACAAGACGACGUAUGCGAGAAAGCGAUACUUCAAGUACUGGAGUCCGAGGUUCUAAAUCCUAGACCCUGCGUCAUGGUUUGAAGUGUGUUCCAGUCAAGCAAGAUUGUAGUACUCGUGUGUGGUUGAUAUUCGCAGCGCAGUUUGGUGUUGUUGUUGGAGCAAACUUGUAAUGAAAACUCUACAGCGCUGUGACGAAAGAAAUAAUUUGGAUCUCAGACCAUGAAAGACAAUCUCGAGAUGAAAGAGCGUGCGUUCUGUCAAACUGCCUUCUGUUUUGUUUGUUGAAAUUUUUUUGUGAUGUUGGGCAGCGUCUGGCUUUUUUUUAGGCAAAUAACUUCUGACUCAUACUUGUUUCACAGGACCUUUCAAAAUAUUCUGACUUCAAAUAUUCCCGUAGGGUUUUCGAGCGAGAGAUAAGACUUAUACUUGAAACAACUGCACCCUCUGCCGCCACUACUUUUACCCAAAACCUCCACCAUGGCGAUUGUUUACACUCAGGCCCAGAUAAGAGAGGCGAUUACUUAUCUAAUAGGGCAUCCAGCCCAAGUACCACCAGCCCUCGCAGAUACCUUUAUUUACCCAAUGCAAAAAUAUUUUGAUGCACAAAAUUGCAGUCAUGCAGAAGAGCAAGCUUAUUCUUUGCAUACUUGUACUGCGAUAGCUUGCUGUGGGAAUGCAAAAAGACGUCGCGCAAUUUGUGCUAUUCUAUUAUUUUUGCAAUGCAUAUUUGCCAAACCUACAACAACUUCCGUGAGGCGAACCGUGGUAAUCGCGUUGUGCUUAAUGAAGGCCGCCUCAAUCCCGCCGGUACUUUUUUUCAAUAUGAUUGCUGUAAGGUGAUGCAGUGAGUAUGUGGUUGCCUUCGCAUGCUUUGAUAAUUUUCCGCAAAAAAUCUUCAGACUGGCGCCGUCUUUUGAUUCAAGUGCUGAUCCGG